AUAGUUAUCGUAGUUAUCGUUAGUUAUCACUUUAGUUUGUUAUAUUUAUAGUUAUUAUAGUUGUCAUUACAGUUAUGGUUGUUGUUGUGAAUGGGCAUUAAACCACAUGAAUCCAGCAGGAAGCUGCUCUUUUGCUCCUGUUUGAUUCUUUGGUGAUGUUUGGUUUGAUCGGAGUGAUUCCUGUCAGAGAGAGUCUGAGGGACCAUCUGAAGAUCACCUGAUCUGACCUGAGGUCAUGUGACGAGGUCAGACCGUCGACCCAGAUGCCAGACGGAAGGCAGAGGUGCAGAAGUCUGGAUUUCACGUGCGAGCGCGUUCAAGUUCAAGUGUGACUGGAGUGUUUUGUUGUGUGUGUUUGGCAGCUGCGAGGGGGGCGGCCGUGUUUGAGUGAUGGUGUGGCAUGGGAAAGUCACCCUCACGCCACUGUGAAAGAGACGCGCAGCGCCACGGGGCGGAGGAGGGGCAGAUGGCUCUUCAGACGGGGCAGAAUGAUGGGGCAGGGGCAGUUAUGGAGGGUGUGUUUUUCGGGGGGUGGGGUGGAGCAGCAUUGUGUGGCUGUUUUGGGCUGAUGGAGGGGUUUUGUGUGUGUUUGUGUGAGUGCUUCUGAAAGAGCCAUCAAUCAGAUGCCUGAAAGUCAAGUUUAAGUUCAGUGGAGAUGAAUCACUUUGAUUUAAGACGCUCUAAAUCCAACCAGAACCACCAACCUGCACUGAGAACUGAUACUGCUGUUUGUGCUUUCAUUGGGUGUUUGGUUCUGUUUUUUAUGCUUCAACCAAGAACAAAUAUCUGCCAAUGGGUCAGAAGUGGAUUCACUUGUUUUCCUUUGAAUUAAGUUUAUUUUUCUGACCGCAUCUUUUGAUCUGUUUUAUGAAUGAACUCAACUUGUUUCUUAUUAAACAAGAUUUCUUAUCUUGUGUUAUUUUGCUUCUCCAUUACAUGAAUAUGAGUAACAGUUUUCCUCCAUCAGGAUUUCAUCAUCCCCCAUGAUGCAUCAUCAUCAUCAUCAUCAUCAUCAUCUUCAUCAUCACGAAUAGUUCGUAAGCAUCAGUUCCUCUCAGUUUAAUCAGACGGAUCAGUCUCUGUUUUAUUCCUCAUCAUCAUGUUCUCCUGCUCUUGUCCUGCAGGUUUGGGUGGAGCUUCAGAGUUGGCCUUCAUCAAAGAACCCAGUGAUGUCAUCGCCGUGAGGGACCGCCCCCUCAUGCUGGACUGUCAGGUGGAGGGGGAGGGGCCUAUCACGAUUACCUGGCGGCGGAAUGGCGUUCCGGUAGCUCUCGGAGGCCGAGCAGCCGUGCUGGAUAACGGGACCCUCCUGAUCCGGAACUUCCAGAAGCGGCGCGACGGUGACGAGAGCGAUGCGGGCGAGUACGACUGCGCGGCGCAGAACCGAUACGGGCUCCUCAUCAGCCGCAAGGCGCACGUCCAGCUGGCCUCGCUGCCCAAGUUCCACACGCACCCGGAAUCCAUGAGCGUGGACGAGGGCGGAGUCGCUCGAUUUCACUGCGCGGUCAGCGGCGUCCCCGAGGCCAACAUCACCUGGGAACGAAACAGAACGGCUCUCAGCGCCGAUGAUAUCAGGUACACUCUCCUGCCCAACGGUAUCCUGCACAUCACAGGAGUGCGCCGGACUGACAGCGGCGGGUACCGCUGCGUCGCUAAAAACAUCGCCAACACUCGCUACAGUCACGAGGCCCAGCUGUCAGUCACAGUUGCAGCGAAUCGUCUCUAUAAGGAGCCGGUGAUUCUGUCCGGGCCUCAGAAUCUCACUCUCAAUGUUCACCAGACGGCCAUCUUGGAGUGCAUCGCCACUGGGAACCCGCGGCCCAUUGUGUCCUGGAGCAGGCUGGACGGCCGCUCUAUCGGUGUGGAGGGCAUUCAGGUGUUGGGCAGCGGGAACCUCAUCAUCUCAGACGUGUCUCUGCAGCACUCGGGUGUCUACGUCUGCUCCGCUAACCGACCCGGAACCAGAAUGAGGAGAACCGCGCUGGGACGACUGGUGGUGCAAGCUCCUCCUGAGUUCCUGCAGUGGCCGCAGUCUCUGUCGAAGCCGGCGGGCAGCAGUGCUGUCUUCACCUGUCAGGCUCAAGGCGUUCCCGAUCCGCACCUGAUCUGGCUGAAGAACGGCAAGAUCCUCACGCCGGGAGACAACGUCAAACUCAGCAACAACAACAGUACUCUGGCUGUGACGCGCAUCACGGCCGAAGACGAGGCCAUUUAUCAGUGCAUCGCCGAGAACAGCGCCGGAACCAACCAGGCCAGCGCUCGCCUCGCCGUCUCUCAGUCCGUCGAGCUCCCAGAAGCCCCUCAGGACCUGACGGCCAUGCCGCUCUCCACCAGCUCCCUACGGAUCCGCUGGAAGCAGCCGGAGCCGCACGUCACCGACGGCAUCAUCGGAUACGUGCUGCACAUCCGCAAACUGGGCGAGCCGGACAGCAGCGAGCUCCAGGAGGCCGUGAGCAAAGACACGUUCCAGCACGACUUCACUAACCUGGAGUCCUCCACCACCUUCUCCAUCUACGUCAAAGCGUAUUCCCCGCUGGGAGCCAGUCAGCAGUCCAGGAGCGUCGUCGCCACCACACUCGGAGCCGUUCCCACAAUGCCCAGUUUCUUCACGAAGGUCCUGAACAGCACAGCGAUGCAGGUGUUCUGGGAUCUUCCCGCUAAAGCAGGGCGUGUGGAGGGAUAUAAACUGUCUCAUCGGAUGCUGCCGCAGCAAGAGUUCAGACACGAAGAGCGCUUUCCUGCCCACAUCAACACACACACCAUCUCUAACCUGGAAGCCGCAGCGGUGUAUGAGAUUCAGCUCAUUGCCUUUAAUGGUAACGGCGACAGCAUCGGCAACAAGCGACUCGUCUCAUUGGCCGAGACUGAAAAGAGCGGGAAAGAUGCAGCAGCAGGACAGACUCUGUGUAACUGCCGUCAGGAUGGCGAGGGCUCCAUGACGGGAUUGGUGGUCGGGAUCCACAUCAGCAUGGCCUGCAUUAUAUUCUGCGCUCUCUUCCUGAUGUUCGGCUACCGUCACAGUUUCUUCUGUCAUAAAGGUUCUCCGGGUAACUGGAGUCUAUCAGGAGGACAAACCGCAGAUAAAGACGUCACCAUCCGCACGGCUGACGCCAUCGAGCUCACGUCACGGGCUGGUGCAGCAGAGCGUCAGGCGGCGGUUCCUCAGUGUCAGGUGAUGAUUGAAGCACAACCUCUCGGCCCGGCGGACACCGGCACCGGAUGAAGCAGCUCCCCCCCCCCCCCCCCCUUCAGCUGCACAGCGUCUGUGUCUCUCUCACCAAAGCCUUACUCCCCUGAACUCAGUCACACAGUUCAGUGCCUCUGAUGACGAGCGACACACGGAUCUGUUCCAAACCCUAGUGUGCUACAUAGGCAGCAUCCUGACCGUCAUGCAACAUCAUAAGAGACUGAUUAGGAGUUUGACAUCCAGCAUGUUGAUGCAUAAAUACACACACAUAUAUAAAAGUGUCUGCCAAUGCAUGAAUGUAAAGGACACGUGAUGCUGCUUCAGAAUGAGGUAAACGAGGUGUCUUAGAAGGCAGCUGAAUUACUCCUAACGACGUGAUCAGCGUGUGUGUGUGUGUGUGUGUGUGUGUGUGUGUGUGUGUGUGUGUGUGUGUGGGUUUGGAACAGAGCCGCUGCCGACUGUUGACUUAAACCACAUCAGAGUUUCCAAACAAACCUCAAACGUAACGUCACUAACUACAAUAACAAACUGAACUUGAUCCUGUUAAACCAAAAAUGCGUGUUCUGUGUGACUGAACAGAUGAUCAGUGAUUGGUCAUUAAUAAUUCACCGCAUUAGCCUGUGUGCAGCUGAAGACUCCGCCCCCUUCCCAAAACCCCUCCCACUCCGUCCAAAGAGCCGUGCCUCAGUCUGACCGUCCGCCUGCUGCUGCUGGGAAAACGUUCUACCUCAACCACACGCGUCUUCAAACGGGUCCUCCUCGGGUCCGAGCGGAUGCCAGUGAGAGUCUGACCUCUGCCGAAACUUUUGCCGUUUUACGAGACUCUUUCUCGUCUGAAGAAGCUUCUGUGAAAGUUGAGGGACGUCCAAAGAUCUUCUGCUUCUCUUUCCUUUCUUCACACUGAUGUUUCCUUUCAGUCAUGUGGGUUUGAUUACUGAAGCCCGUUUCUGCCACAAAAGAAAAAUCAUGCUUUGGUAAAUCGUAAUUAUGACUUAAAAAGUCGAAAUAUAUUACAUACUAUCUCGUAAUUAUGAGAUUAAAAAGAUGAAAAUGAGAUAAAAAGUGUAAAAAGCUUUUACAUUAUAAUCGACAUACUGUAAAACAAAAUUAUCAUAAUUAUGAAUUAGUAUGUCAUGACUUUUUAUGUCAUAGUUUCAACUUUUUGUUAUAAUUAUGAGAUUAAAAAAAUCAU
Molecule: messenger RNA, 4379 nt
Organism: Megalobrama amblycephala (Wuchang bream)
Lineage: Eukaryota; Metazoa; Chordata; Actinopteri; Cypriniformes; Xenocyprididae
Product: immunoglobulin superfamily DCC subclass member 3
Biological process (GO): axon guidance; cell-cell adhesion
Cellular component (GO): plasma membrane; axon
Molecular function (GO): protein binding
Source: RefSeq, a predicted model, not a curated record